GCCUCUUUUACCAACAAACCUGGGAAGCAAAUCCGAUAAGAAUUCGCAACAAAACACAAGAGGAUUAGCAGCACCUAAAGGAAAGAAAACUGCCACGAGAACAACAUCCAAAUAAAAAUGCUCCCACAACUACUGCCUCUACUUCUGAUCACGCUCUGCCAGGCCGGCGCAGCCCAAGACCUGUCCAUUUUCUCGCCACCUUCCUCGUCCAAGUACAAAUACCACGGGUGCUACAACGAGACUACGGGCCUGCCGGGCACCUCCGGGGUACAGCGCGCCAUUGACGGCAAGCAUAAGACGGCGCCAGGGUCCAUGACGGUGCAGUCGUGUCUUGACUUUUGCGGGUCCGAUGAUACUGUGUACAAGUUUGCAGGGAUCGAGUUCUCACGAGAGUGCUGGUGUGGAAACAUCCUGUCUGGCCUCUCCGUCAGGGUCGACGACGACCAGUGCAACACGGCUUGUGAUGGCAAUGCCAGCAUCGCCUGUGGCGGGCCACUGAAACUUUCGGUCUAUAUGUCGGGCGCUCAUAGAGUGGCAGUUACUUCAGCAAACUUGAUUAUCGGAAUCACGGCUAUGGCCGCUGGUAUAAUCAGCAUGUCAUGAAAUCAAGAGGCUACAAGUCAGGUAGCCUUAAUUCAAGAAAACGACCUGCUACUUGUCAUAACAUCAUAACGUAUCAACCAUAGAGGUAUAGAGUGACACCUUCGUUGGGGAGUUGUAUCCACUCUCAACCCAAGUCCAUGGGUCCCAGCCCUCUCUCUGCCAGAGCUUCUUGUACAACACGCUUGAUGCGCUCAACAGCGGCUUGCCAUUGUUUCUUUCCUUUUCCUGAGCUAUCCCCCUCCUCUUCCUCUUCCACCAACCAGUCUAGCCAUGCGACAAGUACCUGCGCCUUCUCCAAAUUUCUCUCCUCACGUAUGACUUUUAGUAGGUAUGUCUCAAGCACCUCUGUGUCCCGC
This is a messenger RNA of Pyricularia oryzae 70-15, 959 nucleotides long. RefSeq lists its product as uncharacterized. The transcript is spliced from 3 exons. The coding region runs from base 118 to 603 and encodes 161 amino acids. Gene Ontology annotation, cellular component: plasma membrane. NCBI's taxonomy places the organism in Eukaryota, Fungi, Ascomycota, Sordariomycetes, Magnaporthales, Pyriculariaceae. The record is from RefSeq and is a predicted model, not a curated record.